Molecule: messenger RNA, 1604 nt
Organism: Oryzias melastigma (Indian medaka)
Lineage: Eukaryota; Metazoa; Chordata; Actinopteri; Beloniformes; Adrianichthyidae
Product: B2 bradykinin receptor-like
Exons: 2
Coding region: 84-1082 (332 amino acids)
Biological process (GO): neutrophil chemotaxis; immune response; G protein-coupled receptor signaling pathway
Cellular component (GO): membrane
Molecular function (GO): bradykinin receptor activity
Source: RefSeq, a predicted model, not a curated record
AUAACAACCAUGGGUGGAAUUCAAAACGGCACAAAUCCUCAGAUGUGCAGCAUUGGCUUUGUGACCCUCACAUCAGAACAACUAUGAGUGGAAUUCAAAACAGCACAAAUCCUCAGAUGUGCAGCGUUGGCUAUGCACACUGGACUUUCACCGUGGUUCCUAUAUACGUCAUGACCAUUGCCGUGUUGGGAAUUGUUCUCAAUCUAUUUGUGCUGAUGGUUUUCAUCUUGCAUAAGAAAGCCUGCACAGUGGCUGAGAUCUACCUGGGCAACCUGGCUGCUGCUGACCUUCUCCUGGUGUCCUUCCUGCCUUUCUGGGCUGUCUACGCUUACAGAUACUAUAACUGGACUUUUGGUUCUGUUUUGUGCAAAAUUGUCAAUGUGAGCAUUUUAAUGAAUGUCUACUGCAGCAUCUUUUUCCUGGUUCUUGUCAGCAUAGACCGUUAUUUCGCUCUGGUGUUUCCAUUGUCUCAUGCUAAACUGCGCGGACCGGUCUGUGCCAAAGGGGCAUGUCUCCUAGUGUGGGUUGCAGGAUUUUUAUUGAGUCUUCCUGCAAUUAUUCACAGGGAUGUAAUUCAUCACCGGGGACCAAAUGUUACGAAAUGCACUGUAGAUUCUCCAAGCACCACUACUCUAAUUGAUUGUAUGAUUUUUAUAUUUGGCUUCAUAAUACCUGUUUCUAUUAUUUCUUUCUGCACUGUUAAAAUACUCAAAGCUUUACGUAACAGAAUAUCCGAGGGAUUAAAUACUCAGAAAAAAGACCAUAAGGCCACUACUUUGGUCUUAGCUGUUCUUCUAGCAUUCCUUUUCUGCUGGGUCCCUUUCUAUCUCUAUAAAAUACCCUCUGUGCUCAGAGACAGACACAUUUUAACGGACUGCACCUCCAAGUACAUUCUGUUCAUCAGCGGAAACAUCUUCACCUACUUGGCUUUCUUCAACAGCGUCCUCAACCCCAUCCUCUAUGUCAUUGUUGGAAAAAACUUCCGGAGCAAGGUCAAGGAUCUCUUCAUGACAAGUGAAAGAGACCACAGAUGGUCUUUGAUUCGCUCAUUCUUGUCUAGAAGGAUUAAAAGCUUAGAUUAGAUUGCAAAAACCUGUGGACUGCCUUCCACAUGUUUACAUUUUGGGUUUUUUCUUUUACUAUAAAUGAAGAUUUUUAGGUCAGUGCUGCAUAUUUUUUUCCAUAAUGAAGGCAUUUUAUUUUUAACUAAUCUCAUUUAAAAUGAAGUCUAUAUAAUGACAAGCUACGCUUUGAUAGUAAAAAACUCAAAUGUGUGAUUAAUUUUUUUUUUUUUUUAGUUUAAUUAGAUAUGGAUAAUCUUGAUAUAGCCUGUUGAUAUCUCUGUCAAUGUUUUUUAUUUUUUAUUUUUUUUUCUUUUUUUAUCUUGGGAUGGUAAAACCACUGUAAAACUGCAGGAUGUCUAUAGUUUUAAGUGUUGCUACAGUUUUAUUUUUACUCUUGUAUAUUUGACUGACUGUAUACUUGUAUAACACUGUUUAAUGCAAUCUGUCUCUGUCCACAUUUUUCAUGAUCUUUACCCAACAUUAAAAUCUUAAUAAAUUAGCAGAAAUAAGCACAUUAUUUCAAUAUGAUUAAAAUUCUUC